This is a messenger RNA of Dujonia railenensis, 1737 nucleotides long. NCBI's taxonomy places the organism in Eukaryota, Fungi, Ascomycota, Pichiomycetes, Serinales, Debaryomycetaceae. The record is from the annotation of a GenBank genome assembly.
AUGUUUAAGAAGCAUCCUGAUCCCAAGGCAUCUGCCAAUAUAAAGUCUUCCGAGAGGAGGAAAUUGCUUUCCAAUAUUUGCAAUUUGUACCUGAUUCCUCAGCAUCAGAUUUCUCGAGAAACUGAGCAAAGAAUUCUACCAUUGACAACCAAACAGGCAACUUUUAAAUCGCCACAGGGCUACAGUGGGACCAUCUACUAUAACGAGAAUGAAACGCCUACUUGGUUCAAAUCCAGAGAUAGUCAAAUAUAUCCUUCUUUGUUCACUUUGUGGAAUGCUCCGUUCCUUUUACCGACCAUUAAGACCCACCCGCAUGUGAUCCAGAUAUUGAGUGGUGGCGCAGAUUUGAUGCUCCCAGGGACUAUACCACCAUUUGACGAUAGAGCCGUUAAGGGAUCCAUUGUGGGGAUUGUUGAUAGUAAGAACCCAACGGUCAUAAAGGCAGUUGGAAGAUGUAAGUUGAAUAUGACCCAGUUUGACAACGUCAUUGGAAGAACUGGGAUUGCGGUAGAAGUGUUGCAUAGUAUUGGCGAUGGCUUGUAUGACUUAAACAAACUUGUUGACAUAGAAGUGCCAGAAGAGCUUGACACCGAUAUCCCAAUAGAAGAGAAAGAACAAGAGGAAAAUGAGCAUGACAGUGGGGAGGUACAAGUUGGUGAAACUCAAGUAGAGCCAGAAGUAGAAGAAGUCCAGGAAGCACCAUCUAGCGCCGAUAAUGAUGACAGCGACUUGGCUGAAAAACUAGCAGAGCUUUCAGUUGACCAAGUGGAUAAUUUCUUUAAAAGAGCCAUGAUUCAAGCUAUCAAAUUAGACACUAUUGAGCUCCCCAUUUCUUCUUCCAAUUUCAUGUCAAAUCACGUUUUAAAAAACUUGCCUCCCAUAUCUCCAGAACUUUGUAAUAUCAAAAAAACUUCAUGGAAAAAGACGAUCAAAUUCUUGAAAGCAAUGGAGAAGUCGAAAUAUAUCGUUACUAGAAAGAAAGGAGAAGAUGUUGUUAUUGACAAUUUAAUGGAUAAGUCCAACCCUGAAAUUGUUGAAUUUAUAACUCACAAAGUAGCUUCAAAUGCUGUCAAUAGUAAACCAACCCCAUCCAAGAAAGAUAAAUCUAACGAGUUUCAAGUUGUCAACCUAUACAAGCCAACAAAUAACUCUAGAAUAUUCUUCAACAAAGUGGAUGCAGACUAUAACAAAUUAUAUAAGUCCCCAGAGUUGAAAGUACUCUUGGAGAAGUACAUUAAGCUUCAAGACCUUCCACAUAAGAAGCAACCAAAGAAUAUAGUUCUUGAUGAUACGUUAAAUACAGCAACCAAGUUGGGUUUGGGUGUUUAUCCUAGAGAUAAAGUGUCGAAGCUGUUUAUCGACCACUUGUCGCCAUUUCAUGUUAUUUUAAAGCCUGGAGAAACUCUGACAGAGGGCUUGGAAAACUCUCGCUUUACCAAAGGUUCUCCACCAAAGAUAUCUAUCAUCACUGAUAUGAAAAUAGGAAGAAAAAUUGUCACAAAGGUUACUCAUUUUGAACAAUUUUACAUUAAACCGCACAUCUUGGCAGAUGAGUUAAAGGUCAAAUGUUCAGGCUCUGCCACCAUAGCACCCUGCAUUCAAAAUCCAAAUUUGAUUGAAGUUACAGUGCAGGGACCACAUGGAAAACUUAUAACUGAAAUGUUUCAACAGAAGGGAAUUCCAUCGAGUUUCAUAGAAUUCCAGGAUAACGUUAAAAGUAAGAAGAAGAGAAAGUAG